Molecule: messenger RNA, 2134 nt
Organism: Solanum stenotomum
Lineage: Eukaryota; Viridiplantae; Streptophyta; Magnoliopsida; Solanales; Solanaceae
Exons: 7
Coding region: 287-1741 (484 amino acids)
Molecular function (GO): DNA binding
Source: RefSeq, a predicted model, not a curated record
AGGGCCUUCUUCGCCACUAGCGGUGUAUAUGGGAAAUUUGGUGUAUACCGAUGACCGAAACCCCUUUUCCCUUUUUAUGCAAUGAUUUCUCAGAAACCCUAUAACUCUUCAACUUCUCUAAAAUCAUCCAUUUUCUCAGCUCAUCACUACUUCUUCCUUUAACUCUGCAGAUUCAGAUGGUUGACGUCUGACGGAAGCUUGUUGAAGUGAGAAAAGACGAUCUUACAGAUUGAAAGGAAGGCAGUUUACUUGGUAUAGGCUAGUGCUUUCAGCUCACAAUUGUGACAUGGCUGCUAAACCAAUUGCUGAUACCAUAUGGAGGGGUAGUUUCAUGAUCUCCCGUCCGGAGAUGAGAUUGAAUCUUAUAGCCCAUCUAUCAAGUAAAGCGUGCGCCAAAGUAUGGCUGGCAGCUAAAGAGAUGGCGGAGGUGAUCUAUCCUGAAUUCCUUCCUAAGCGUGAUGUGUGGCCAAAGAAUUUUAAAAGUUCUAAACUGAUUGAUGAUAAUAUUGCCAUUUAUUUCUUUUCAGUUAAAGGCAGAGAUGAUCAAGUUUUUGAAAAUCUGCUGUAUAAUUUAAGACACUACGACAUUGCAUUAAAAGCGUUGGUUGGUGAUUCUGAACUCCUGAUUUUUACCUCUGCCCAUCUGCCAGAAAAGCAUCACAGUAAUUCUUACCAUCCCAAAGUCUUGAAUAGGCAAGCUUCUUCACAUGUUCGUACUAACCACACUAAAAUUGCAGGAUUUGAGGGUAAAUUAUAUCUAUGGGGCGUCUUUAGUGGAAGACAAGCUCCUCCUCAACAGUCACCUGAUGAUUGUUUCAUUCAUAAUACCCGAGUGACACAAGCUUCAAUCCCAAAUUCAGAAAAUGAUGGGAAGGAUAGAAGUUGCAAGGAAUUCUCCAAUAAGAAAGAUCCUUCAACUGCCUCAAAAACAGCUAGAAAGGGAAGACCGCUUGAUGACGCUUGGCAACAUGCUACUCCAGUAGAUGGAAAGAAGCAGAGGACAGUUUGCAAUUAUUGCGGAUUUAUCUCUUCCUCUGGAGGCAUUACUUAUCUUAAGACACAUCUGGGUGGAGGUGAUCCGACGGGCUCACUAAAGGGUUGUCCAAAUGUGCCACCAGAAGUCAAAAGGGUGAUGAAAGAAUGGUUACUAGGAACUAUAAGAGGGGGGAAGGCCCCACAGCUACAGGAAAUCAGGACUGACUUUGAAGCACCUGCAUCCAAAAAAUCAGUUAGAAGGGGAAGGCCACUUGAUGCUGCCUGGGAUUAUGCUACACCAGUUGAUGCAAAAAGGCAGAGAGCAGUUUGCAAGUAUUGCGGUUUCAUAUCUUCUUCUGGAGGAAUUACACAUCUUAAGGCACAUUUGGCUGGAGGUGAUCCAAAAGGGCCCUCAAAAGGUUGUCCCAAUGUGCCGCCUGAAGUUAAAAGGGCAAUGGCAGAAUCGCUCAACAGAACAGUGAAAGGAGCGAAAUCCAUGCAGCCAGAUGAGAUCAGGAGGCACAUGAAAGCGGAAAAUGAUUGGUCUCCUCCCAGGUCAGAUGACUACUCGUUGAAUCAACAUAGAAUUGUCAAGAAUGCUCAGUACUCACAUUUUGCCAAUGGGGGGAAUUCUGUAAAUGAUAUGACCAUGUUAAAGCAAUCAGAGACUGCACAUGUUGAUAGUUAUAUGGAGGUUAUGAGUUCUCACAAUGCUUGUAAGUCGAGCUUCUUAAGCAAACCUUCAACUCGAGUAGGUUUUAUUUAACAUGUGCAUCAGUAGGUUGAGGACUAAGAGCUAGGAAGGAAGACAGCUUAAAUCUAAUGGUGAGAACAUGCUCCAUUAAUUUAUGACAUGACAAAACAUACAUGAGGACAGAUGACAAAGUUGAUUGUGCUACUUUAUCAGCAAAAAGGUUGGUUCUUUUGAUGUACAAACACCUUUUAACCCAAAGCUUGACAACAACAAAAUAGUGACAUUGCUUGUGAUUAUUGUAUCUAUGUAUUUGUUGCGAUGUUCCCUCCAGUUUGGAGUGAUUUUACAGUUCUAUUAAACAGGUUGAGAAUCUCCUCUUUAGUGUUAGACAUUUGAAAGUUCUGAAAGUCGAUACUUGCUGAGAAAAAGCCUGGUUGAUACUGAAUUGAACCCGACAUUAUCUUA